This is a messenger RNA of Euleptes europaea (tarantolino), 1261 nucleotides long. It is a transcript of the gene RCSD1, whose product is annotated as RCSD domain containing 1. Gene Ontology annotation, molecular function: retromer complex binding; actin filament binding; phosphatidylinositol phosphate binding. NCBI's taxonomy places the organism in Eukaryota, Metazoa, Chordata, Lepidosauria, Squamata, Sphaerodactylidae. The coding region runs from base 113 to 1261 and encodes 382 amino acids. The transcript has 6 exons. Gene Ontology annotation, biological process: protein localization to endosome; retrograde transport, endosome to Golgi; skeletal muscle contraction. The record is from RefSeq and is a predicted model, not a curated record. Gene Ontology annotation, cellular component: WASH complex; early endosome.
UUAAGCUGAGCAGGGACUUGGAUAUUAAACUCUCAAGCAGCUUUUCACCCCUGCCUCCUUCAGAGCCUUUUGUGUCUGCAGACAGAAGAGGGACAGCGGACAGAGGAAAGGGAUGGGGGAACAAAUAUUUCCCAAGGACAUCCCACACCUGCCUAGCAGAGAGGACAAACCAUCUGAGACCAAUGUGGUGGUACAGAAGACUACAUCUUUAUCUGUGGCGCAACUAGCAGGGAAAUUCCAAGAUCAACCAUCGCUUUCUGGAAAGGAGAUACCAGCCAAUAAGCCAACCCGCCGAAAACCACCAUGUACCCUCCCUCUCCAUACACACAAGACAGAGCUUGGCCAGAAUGGUGACCUUAAGCCUUCUCCAAAUACUUCUCAUCCUCCAAAGGUAAAGGUAAAAAGCUCUCCCAUGAUUGAAAAACUCCAGGCCAAUCUGGCAUUUGCUCCAGCUUCGUUACUGCCAGGGGCUUCUCCCAAAAGCCCUGGCCUAAAAGCAAUGGUUUCUCCAUUUAACAGCCCACCCACUACUCCCAGCAGUCCACAAAUUCAGUCUCAGGCAAACGAAUCAAAGGAGACGCCAGUUAGCUUUGAUCAGCCACCAGAGGGCACUCAUCUUCAGUUUUAUAAUAAGGUACGAACGCGGGGAUCAAUAAAACGCAGGCCUCCCUCCAGAAAAUUUCGAAAGUCACAGUCAGAGUGUGAUGACCAAGAUUUGGGGGGGACAGUUUCACCUCAGGAAAAUGGUGCCAAGGAAGAGGAGGAUGAGGAUGAUGUAUUCAUGGACAAGAGUAAGACUGUGAAGUUAUUCUUUCCCACUGUAGAUGGAGUAGACCCCAAUGUGAAACAAAACGUGAGCACAUCUGAUGAAAAACCGCUACCAAGUCAGAGAUCUGGAAGAACAGCAAACAAAGAGAGAGAGAUGGGAACAGGAAAAGGGACAUUAGAUAAGGACAGCGAUGAAGAUAAGCCACACCAGAACCUUGCAGAGGAAAACCAACAUGAGAACAUCAAGGAAGACAAGGAGCGAAAUCCACAUAGCAGCACUGCAGAGGAUACAGAAGGAAAGUCACGCAAGAACACUUUGCUGGGUAGGGAGGAUGAGAAUGGUUCUGAUCAUAAAGAGGGAAAUAAAGAUGAAGGAGAGAGAGGGGAUAACUUCUGUAAGAGUGAAAACACAAAGCAGGGAUCAGACACACAAGACACUGGGACUCCACAGCCUGCAGGAGACAAAAAAACUGCUGCAAGCACCAAUGUGUGA